Bombyx mandarina (wild silkworm) is the source of this 1015-nucleotide messenger RNA. RefSeq names its product COP9 signalosome subunit 8 (gene CSN8). Gene Ontology annotation, biological process: protein deneddylation; COP9 signalosome assembly. Gene Ontology annotation, cellular component: COP9 signalosome. Lineage: Eukaryota; Metazoa; Arthropoda; Insecta; Lepidoptera; Bombycidae. The record is from RefSeq and is a predicted model, not a curated record.
UAAAUAUAUUUGUCGUGUAUUCACUUCCAUUUAAUGAAUAUAACUUUUUUCAAUCUUCAAUGUUAUAAACGUAGAUUAGUUAAAGACAAGCUUGAAACUAUGGCCCCACAAACUUUUGUUUGUAUUUUUGGUAACUCUUGGUUUUUUGGAAUUUGUGAGGUUAUUGAAUAGUAUUGUAUCUCUAAUUUUAUUAUUAGCCUCUGUGGUUAAUGUUUAUCAUGUUCUACUUCUAGAGUGGCAACAAGAAGUUUACAAUUUUUAACAAUUUUCUAUUAGGACUUCUUAGCUGGUGCUUUAUUAAAAUAUCAAUUCGUAUUAAUUCUAGUGUUGCAUGAUAGUAAUAGUGACAAAAUGAUUACGAAUUUCGAUAAACUUUGUGCUGAUUUGGAAAGGCAAGAACUUGAGACACCAAAUGGAAUAGCCAGUCCCUCGACUUACGCUCAGCUAUUAGCUAUUUAUUUGUAUCAAAAUGAUCUGUGUAAUGCAAAAUUUUUAUGGAAGAGAAUACCACAAAAUGUAAUGAGUAGCUCCCCUGAAAUAGUUGCAAUAUGGGCUAUUGGACAGAAACUGUGGAAAAAAGAUUUACCUGGUACAUAUGAGGCAUUAGCAGCUUACUCCUGGACAGAACCAGUUUCCAACAUUAUAAGAGCUUUGGAAGAAAAUGUUCGAGAAAGGACUCUAAACCUUAUCGGAAGGUCGUACAGUUCCAUAAAAAUAGAUAAACUGAUCUCAAUGAUUGGCCUCAGCAGGGAAGCCACAUUACAAGUCUGUCAAGAUCGCAGGUGGACUCUACAUGAUGAUGGCAUGACAGUGAAUCCCUUACCCCCAGCACAACCAGCCCCAUUGCAUACUUCUAGUGAAGAUCAACUUUUCAAACUAACAGAAUUUGUGUCAUUCUUAGAAAAUUAAAACCAGUUGAGAUCCGUCGAUGAUAGAAUAUGCGAAAUAGUUCCGAAUCGAUGGAACAACAUGGCCGAAAAUUGUAUGACCAAAAUCAAGGCAAAGAAGAACACAA